This is a messenger RNA of Trematosphaeria pertusa, 1792 nucleotides long. RefSeq lists its product as uncharacterized. The record is from RefSeq and is a predicted model, not a curated record. Lineage: Eukaryota; Fungi; Ascomycota; Dothideomycetes; Pleosporales; Trematosphaeriaceae. The transcript has 2 exons. Bases 182 to 1792 code for a protein of 536 amino acids.
GUCACACAAGGCCAGCUCUUCCUUUCUCAUCCAAUUCAUGGUCUUUUAGAGAUUCAUACACGUCCUCUAUAAUUGCUUUAUUACCCCCAAGUAUUCCUAAUAUAACGAGCCCUGUCCUAGCGAUCGACAAUUCUUACUCCAAAGUAGCAACACUGUCAGGUGACCACGCUAUCCCCACACCAUGAUAUCAGAAUCGCUGCGAAGCAUCUACCAGCAAUACAAGCACGACACCGAUGUGGUUGCGUCAUGGCUAGCAACAACAGCCAAAGCUCACGGUUAUUCGAAGCCCCUGGGCUCUCAAACAUCGGCAUCCGCGUCCGCAACGCCCAACAAACCAUCAGCAAGAAAGAAAGGUAAGGCACGCAAAGAAGCGAAGAAAGCGAAUCCUCCUCUAGCAUCGACUCCCUCGAUCCCAUCCACGGACCAGCCGUCUAAGCCCAAGUAUAUGCUCGCCAUCAGGGACUUCGUGCCUCUAGCCGAGCACAUCGCCGGCCUCGAAGAUGCCGCACUCAAAGUUCCGCAUUUCUUUGAAGUUGCAUUGGAAAGAGCCAUCUGGGUUCGGAGUUCCUUCUCCGAGAAACUGGCUGCAGCGGGAAAGACGCCAGAGAUACCUAUUUGGUUCUCAUUCGCAGCACAAAUCUAUCUAGACACCCUGAACACCGUGAAGAUCGGCCGCGGCUGGGACGACAUGCGGCGCGUAAUAGCCAGAAUGAAACCGUACGCGGCCGAGUACCCUCGCGCAUGUCCGAAGCUAAAAGAGGUCCUGGACAAUAUCUCCCAGUGUAUAAUGAUGGACCCCUUUGCCAUGAUCGCGCAAAUGACCGGUAACUCGUACAAAGCAUACAAGUUCUUCAGCCGCCACCCGCAGCACUGCGGGCUCUGGAUCCAUUGCGUGCGCAACCUCUUCCACAGCCACGCCAUAGAAUAUGCCGCUGUCCCGGGCGGCGUCAUGUACACAACGCAGCUAUACCACGCGCUCCGGCAGGAAGGCCUGCUUGGUGAGCAGCGGUGGGAGGAUCUCGAAACGCUGUGGAAAAUGCAAGGCGAUUCUACGUACUUCUUUGGCGAGCCGCCGACGACGUUCGAGGGAUACUGGAAGAAUUACUGUCUAGCUAUGGGGUUUUCGGCAACGAGCUUUGCGGCGAACAGACGCGGUAAGGGAGUCAAGACGAACAAGGGUAAUCUGCGCGAAAUGAAGUUCAAGGGUAUCACGUCCAGGCUGAUCCUGCCGCGCAUUGCGACGGACGGCGAUCACCGCCUUCUCACCCCGGACACCGUGGAAGAGUGGAUAUCCCAAGGCGCCGAGGGACGAAGCCACCACUCCUCCUCGCCGUCCACCACAGACCUUCCUCCUUCUUCUUCCAAAGACAAAAAGCACUUCACCCCGCUCCUCCACCGCCUCGCCGCCGCCAUCGCCUCCGAAAUCCCCGACGUAACCUUCGACUACUUCACCAUGCACGACAACUGCUGGGCCGUGCUGCUCCUCAUCAAAGCUGAAAUCGACAAGAUGCAAGGUCCUACAUGGAGUCAGCAGUACAAAGUCGACGGGCAGAACCUGCCGUUCGUCGUUGGUGUGGCAUUUUCGGCCGCGGCGGGCAAGCUGGAUGUCGAGCGGGAUAUCUCGCCGUCGAUGGAUCUGUUGCAAGGGGAAGCAAAGGUGCUGCAGCGCUGGUUGGAGGAGGGGAAUGGGAGUGUGAUUGCGGAGGCGGCGGGGAGGGAGGUGCAGAUGGAGGAGCUGGGGGGUAUGGGGGAUCUUGCUGAGGGGAGGGAGGAGGGGUGUGCGCCGCAGUGA